Messenger RNA from Physcomitrium patens, 1487 nucleotides. RefSeq names its product E3 SUMO-protein ligase MMS21. The record is from RefSeq and is a predicted model, not a curated record. Gene Ontology annotation, cellular component: Smc5-Smc6 complex; nucleus. NCBI's taxonomy places the organism in Eukaryota, Viridiplantae, Streptophyta, Bryopsida, Funariales, Funariaceae. Gene Ontology annotation, molecular function: SUMO ligase activity; zinc ion binding. Gene Ontology annotation, biological process: double-strand break repair via homologous recombination; protein sumoylation.
UUGGGUAUAGAUCUGCAGGAUCACCCACCCUGGUAUGUAUGUGUGUGCGUGCUGCUCUCGCUCCCUCGCUCCCUCGCUCUGUCUUUCGGGGCAACGUGCUCUUGUUGGCGUCGUCGUCCUUGCGUUUCUUCUCUUCGCGGAUGCUCAACUUGUGGUUAUGGCCACCCCUGCCGUCGACCGUGUGCGCUCUGUCAUUCGGUCUCUGGCUUCCAAGACCAACGACUUGCUCCAAGACUUUGAUGGCACUAUUUUGUACGCCAAGCUCGUCGCUGAAGACCUCGAGAAGGACCAUCACGCCCCUUCCGUCAAAGAGUUGGAGGAAGCUACGUUGGAUAUCAUCACGAUUUCGAAUAAACUCCGCAAUCACAGCAAAGCCCUAGAAACGUUAAGUAUGACAUAUGCACCGUCCAUUGAGGUGACGGACUUUAAGAAACUGCUGAAGAAUUAUGUGAAGGAACUAGAUGAGGAAUCUCCUUUCGACUCAGAGAAACAUCCAUUUAUCAAGCAGUUUAGAGAAGCCGUCUGGAAAGUACAUCAUGCAGGAGAGCCAAUGCCCGGGCAGGAACAAGAAGAAAUUGUUGUUAUGGCUGGCUCUCAAGCUCUUCCAAAUACGUCGUGCCCAUUAAGUGGAAAACCUGUGGAGCAACUUGAGGACCCUGUUCGCAGUCAACGGUGCAGACACAUAUAUGAUCGUGACGCUGUUUUAAACUACGUAAGGAGCCAUGCAAUGCGCAAUAGGAGGCACAAAAACUCAAACCCCUGCAAAUGCGCUGCAGCUGGUUGCCCUGGUAUCUUGGUUGAGGAGCAGUUAGUUUGUGAUUCGUCGUUAAAGAUAGAAAUCAGAGAGUACGUACUGCGGCAACAAUCCAGCAAUAUUGAUACGGUGGCUGAUUGCACCUAUCUUGAGGAAGAUGAUGAUACUCCGUUGAAAUCACAUGCGCCUCGCUAGGCUGUCAAGGUUGUGAAUUUUCUUGAUCGUGUUGAAUCCACUAUACUUUUGCUUGGAGGAUAGCAUCGCACAUCUUCCUGAUUUAUCUAUGGCUUGCAAGGCCGAACCAGUCUUCAGAAACACAUACAAGAAGAGCCGUUGUGUUCCAAUCAUUCAAACCCCUCAGCUCUACAGCAAUCAGUGAAAGGUUUCUCAAGUGUACAAACUUAGCAUUGUGAAUAACCGAUUUAUGGCUCUCAUUAGGGACCCCGCUAAAUUGAUGACACUGUUCAGCACAGGACAUAUCUGUGAUGUGUUCCAAUAUUAUGAAAACUUUAGGGUGCUCAUCUCAUUGGAAGCAAUAUACGUAAUGUCACUUUGCAAGUUGACAGAACAUUAAUAUUGCUGUAGAGGUCAUACCGGACGUGGAGUGUACUGAAUCUAGAGUCCUUUGCAGAGUUUUGCAUUAGGGUAUGAACUCUAGCUCAAACAGACCAUUGUUUCUGACAUCCAAUUACGAAUUUUUAACAAUAAGGAUUGGCUCAUUUUCAAUAUUUAA